Messenger RNA from Cebus imitator (Panamanian white-faced capuchin), 5699 nucleotides. It is a transcript of the gene MAFG, whose product is annotated as MAF bZIP transcription factor G. Lineage: Eukaryota; Metazoa; Chordata; Mammalia; Primates; Cebidae. The coding region runs from base 941 to 1429 and encodes 162 amino acids. Gene Ontology annotation, biological process: regulation of epidermal cell differentiation; regulation of transcription by RNA polymerase II. The record is from RefSeq and is a predicted model, not a curated record. The transcript has 4 exons. Gene Ontology annotation, cellular component: nucleus. Gene Ontology annotation, molecular function: RNA polymerase II cis-regulatory region sequence-specific DNA binding; DNA-binding transcription factor activity, RNA polymerase II-specific.
UUCCCUGGCUCUGUGGGCACUGACCCGGGGCAGGGGGCCAGAGAGCAGGCUGCCUGAGGGGCUGACUCCACCAGCCUCCAGUUGGGCAGGCCCCGGGGUGGCUCACUGUGGGAGAGCUUGUGAAACACCCUGGAUGGGGUGGGGCAGGGGCUGCUUCCUGCAACCCAAAGCCACAGGAUGGUUACUCCAUCCGUGGAGGAGGCAGGCGGAGAGGGCCAGAGGGGCCUCGGGCCAAGCUCCUCCCAGCUGAUGGCUUGCCACCUGGAAGGUGGGGGAACUCCCUGGCCAGUCUGGCCAACAGACCAGAGCUAGCUGGACGGCCCACCCCCAGCUACUCAAAGUUAGGAGACUCUGGGAGAAUCGGGGCUCCCUACAGCCUCCUCUCUGGCCCAGUCCCCAGUGGGGCCCCUGUGCACCCAGGGAGCAGGGGGCUUUGUCCCAGGCUGGCUCAGGGGAGGUGGCUGAAGGAGGUAGGACCCCGGAGGAUUCAUGCACAGGGUCCCUGGCUGGCCCUCACCUGCUAUUGGCCAGGCUGGCCUUUCUGGCCCCCAGCAGCUCGGCUGCAGCUCUCCUGGGGCGCUGUUGGCUGGCGGGCCCAGGGAGUGCGGGCGCGGUGAGGGAGCAGGGAGGCAAUGUGCUGAGUCAGCGUGACUCGCCAGGAACAGCCGUGCUCUGGGGCAGUGCUGGGGUUAUUUUUAAAGCUCCCGGCUUCCUUCUAGGCCUGCCCCUCCCAAGUCUUAUUCCUUCUAAUCUCUCCCGCGCCCCUUGUCUUGCGUCUGCCUCUCUUAACAGCCUUCAGUUCCCCUUCUCCCAUUAGACCUUCCUGACCUCCCACCUGGUUCUCUAGGGGCAGGGUGGACAGGAAGCAGCUCAGCCCAGCCUGGGAGAGGCCAAGGGCUGCCUCUGAUCAGAGAGCGCCUGCUCGCUGUGCCCCCGGGUUAUGACGACCCCCAAUAAAGGAAACAAGGCCUUGAAGGUGAAGCGGGAGCCAGGUGAGAAUGGCACCAGCCUGACUGAUGAGGAGCUGGUGACCAUGUCGGUGCGGGAGCUGAACCAGCACCUGCGGGGCCUGUCCAAGGAGGAGAUCGUCCAGCUGAAGCAGCGCCGGCGCACGCUCAAGAACCGCGGCUACGCUGCCAGCUGCCGUGUGAAGCGGGUGACGCAAAAGGAGGAGCUGGAGAAGCAAAAGGCAGAGCUGCAGCAGGAGGUGGAGAAGCUGGCCUCGGAGAACGCCAGCAUGAAGCUGGAGCUCGACGCGCUGCGCUCUAAGUAUGAGGCGCUGCAGACCUUCGCCCGGACGGUGGCUCGCAGCCCUGUGGCGCCGGCCCGGGGCCCCCUUGCUGCCGGCCUGGGGCCCCUCGUCCCAGGCAAGGUGGCUGCCACCAGCGUCAUCACAAUAGUAAAGUCCAAGACGGAUGCCCGGUCGUAGGGACGCGCAUCUGCCCAGGCGGGUCUUUGCGGGGCCACUAGGCACAUGGCGAAUUCGGCUGCCCUGUCCCUCUGUUUCCUUCUCUUUCCUCCCUCUCUUCCCCGCCCUUCUCUCUUCCCUGCAAAGCACAACCUGUACCCCAGGGGCACCAGGCUGAGCCCCUUUGAUCUCGUCAUUGUCGUCGUGUGUUUUGUAUGUUGGGAUUGGUCAGUUUGGCGGUGACGUGGGGUCGCCCCAACCCUUUUUGUACCAAGGCCAUGCAGGCUUGGAGCCCAGAGUUGGUGCGGUGGGAAUGGACUUCAGAGAGAUGCAGGGAGAGAGACGGAGCUGGCACGCUGGGCCUCUCGUGUCCCUGAGCAGUGAGGGUUCCCGUGUGCUCUCCCGGGCUGGGAAGGAUUCACUCUCUUUAGCCCCAGGAGGGCAGCUCAGCUCAGCUCAGCCCAGCAUGAAGAGACGGGCUGUGUUCUGAGAGGAGGGCAUGGCCUUGAGGGCCCUGAUGGGGGGACCGCCAGCCUGGGCGCAGUGGUGCUGGGGCCAGGGGCUGUGCGCUCAAGCCUGACCCGUUGCACUGAACAAGACCAAAUCGCUGGUUGUGCGCUUACGUGAGGGUGAGUCCCGUGUGCCCUGCGAUGGGUCCCGUGUCACUGUUUACAUGACCUAUUUGUGUGGUUAUAUAGCCCUUUAUUUAAAAGAGAGAAGUUCCUUUUACAAAGUUAUUAAUUAUAUGUUUAAAAGUUAAAGAGAAAAGCUGCAGAGUAUUUAUAAAACUGUCUUUUAGAAAAAAAAAACAAGCAAGAAGACCAUUUGACCAUGUCAAUGGAAAAAGGAAGAAAGUAUAAUAGAAACUUUGCUAUUUAAAAAAAAAAAAAAAAAAAAACAAAAAAAAUCCCUUUCUUGUAAACUUAUGGACAACUCUUUGUGGCUGUUGGAGUUUAGUUUUUAUAUACACAGAGUUAUCAGACAUUAUUUAUAAAACUUAGUUUAAAAAAAGACAAAAAAAAAAAAAAAGCCAAGCGGUGAACCGACCAGAAGGCCGUCCUCUUUGAUAUCUUUUGCAAUUGUACCGAAAGUGACUUACUCCUCUGCCCUUCCUGCUUCCGUCUCUUGCCGGUGCCGUGGUGUUGUCCGUGCCUGGUGAGGUUUUGUGCAGCGGUAAAGUGCUGGUGCUUCUGGUGACCUUUGACCUGUGGGUGUCACUUCUUGUGUCUGUUUUCCUGUGUUUGUUUUUUGGGUUUCGUUGUGCUUUUGCUUCUGCUGGCUUGCUGGACCUGGGCUGGGGUGCCAGGGGGCGCCUGCUUCGUCAGAGCUCAAGGAGUCUGUGCCCACCACCAGCCCCUGGUCCCUAGGAGGUGAGAUGUGGGGCUCUGUCAUGCUCACCCCAUUGAACCUUGGCUACAUCUAUGUCUAGGGCUGGGGCUGAUGCUGUGGCACAGUAGGUAACACUGGGGGUCCCUUGGGGCCCCCCACGCUGCUUCCACACCCACCACCUCUGGCCUUGGGCGGUGGUGGUGCAGGGACCAAGGAGUCACUGUGGGUGGCCACAGGACUGUGGCCACGCUUUCCCUGGCCGUCUUCCUCUGGCCUCUUCACAUGGGGCCUCAGCUGGGAACCCCAGGGGCCCGCACCGUGGGCUACAGGUUCCACUGCCUGCUUGAUCCCUGAACUGUUUCCAUGCUGCGGGGUGCUUCCAGGCAGAGUGGUGGGGGGUCUCCACCAGUGCAGACAAGGGCUACGAUCUCCAGGGCCGGGUCUUACCCUUCUCCGCUGGCCCAUCCUGGCAGCUCUUGGCUUCAGGCCUUCCUUCUGCCUCCCUUUGGGAUCUGUCUUCCAGGGAUCAGCUGCUUGGCUUCACUGGGGGUGCCUCCCUCUGGGGGCCCAGCCUGCCUCUUGCUCCCAGUUCCUCGCCAGAGGCUGCUGCCCUUCUCGGCUGGGCUCAGGAGGCUCCUGGUAGGCAUAUGAUGGGAAGGGGUGCACCCACACACCCCCAGGAGGCUACAGCUCUGUGUCUGGCCGUGUGAACCUUGACCUUUCACCAGGGUUGCUGGUUUCUUCUCUGUGGGGCCCAGUCUCCUGUAAAGCACAGAAAUGUGGGCUGGUGAGAUGAAAAAAACUGGCUGACAGGGCUUAACCUUGUGGGUGGUGGGAUUUUCAUCCAAGAGUUUGGCCUGGUGUGCCUGUGAGAUGUGAACAGGGAUGUACCAUCAACACUUGUCUUAAUGAGCUUCUCUUUGCGCUAGGUGUUCAGGGACAACUCUUGUUUCUACCUGGGCCAGCCUGAAAAUGGAAAUGUUGACUCUAGUCAUUUAGUGACUUUAUCCUCCUCCCCCCAGUCUAGUUUUGUCUAACUAGAAUCCAGGCAUUAGUUGGAAUCAUAUCAUAAGUAUCUAUGAAGAAAAUGUCAUGAUCUGCCUUGGAGCAGGGAGGAACAGGCCCUCCUUGUCCUUUUGUGGCCCCCACUUUUGUCCUGGCUGGGGGUAGCCAUCCAUUUUGAGCACCUCUGCCAGGCUGCAGACCCGGAGGCAAGGGAGUGCAGAAGAGGAGGGUGUGAGGGUGGGCGCAGGCCGAAUGGAAGGGGGAGUCCUUGAUGUGUUGGCAGAAGAGGCUUCUGGAGUGUUGAGGCCAUACCUCCUUUCAAGAGCUUUGGAUUUGGAGCGACUUCCCUAGGUGUAGGGGAGUGUUCCUGUCUCCUGUCGGGCCAGCCCUGUGGAGCCACUGCAUCCCUCUUCCCCUUCCCCUGGAUUUCCUGACAUAGAUGCUGUGUUCAUGUGCACAUGUGAGUGUGCUGUCCUUCUGAUAUCUUCAUCCCGCUUUCCUACUGAGAAAAGGGUGAGAAGAGGGUGGUGGCCUCCUCUUCUCACCUCAGGUUUUCUGACACAGCGAAUUGAGGGCUAUGGCCAAGGCCGGGUCUCAAUCUUGUCCGCCAAGUAAACCAUGAUGUAUGUCUUCCCUUCCACCUUGACUUUGCCCCAACUCCUCCCUUGCCCUAACAUGGAUACUCAGAUUUCAGAGAAAUGCCCAGUGGGGACAGGUCAGCUCUCACCCAGAGAGUGAGGGCCUGGCUGCUGCUCCGGGUGGUGCUGGUGUUACUGGGGCUUCAGCUCUUGGUGCAUGUUUCAGAUAUGUGUGCACACUUCUGACCAGCAGCAGCAGCCUCAAUGGUCAGUGCCCAGCCCACAUCCCUGAGGAGCUGCAGCCUGCUUUGGGACGAUGGUGAGGUCCCGUGUUGUCCUUGCUUCCUCCCUCUCUGGAGUGGCCACUUGACCAAAGCUCCCAUCCACAUCUGGAAAGUCUGAGCCUCAGCCUGCUACACCUUUUCCGCUCUGGGAUCUUGUGUUACUUUUUUAGGCUGUGGUUUGGUGAAAGGAACCAACACAUUAACGAUUUUUCCCCCCAGAAGCCACUGAAUAAUUCUUUUGGCAUAUUUUUGCCUUCCUGUUGGCUGUCUGGCCUUGGAGCAGGUGGGGAGAGUGGAGUGCAUAAUCAAUGCCACACAGAGGCAGGGUGUGUCUAAGAGACCCAUGCCUGGCCUGUCUCUGGCCUGUGUCCUGGGCGUGUGCUUCCCCUGCCAGACCAGUCCCACACAUUUCCACCCUGCCCCUGCAGCAGCAGCUUUGAUACCAUGAGUGUCCCUUGAGUCUGAGAUACAGUGUGAGAGUGUAUCCCCUAUAGACUGUGAGACCUCCCUGUUCUUGGUGACCCCAGUUGGGCUUUAGCCCCUCCAGCAACCUGUGUCCCAGCCUUGCCCUUCUUCCCAUCCCCUCAAUCUGCUAGUCCCUGAAGCCUUUAACCAAACGGGAGUGGGUUCAGAAAGCCUUCUCCUGGCAACUUAGGGCAACAGGACAAGGGCUGCCCGCGUGUCCAGCCCUGUUGCUCUCCUGGCGCUGAGAGGUGGGUCCAAGCAGAGUUGAUCAGUCCCUGCCUGCCCUGCCUAGGUCUAGCCAGGGUAGGCUGUGUGUGGGAGAGGACCUCGGGAUCUGCUGGGGUGGAAUGGAGGUUAUUAAAGAUCUAAGUGAGGAGGGGCUGGGGUUUGGAUGCGGGGUGAGGCCCGAGAGCUCACACUUCGUGUAGGGCUGGUGGGGGCCUGACCUCCCGCAGGGCAGUGGCCUUAGUGCCCCACCCCUGCCCUGCGCAGUAUUUAUUGCUAAAUUAUUGUCCAGGAGGGGCAGCACUGGGCUUGGCCCCCCGGGUAUUUAUUGCUGUACAUAGUGUAUGUUUGUGAUAUAUAAGGUUUUCUUUAUUUUGUAUAUGAUCAAUAAACCUUUUAAAGAGA